Fraxinus pennsylvanica is the source of this 1488-nucleotide messenger RNA. The record is from the annotation of a GenBank genome assembly. NCBI's taxonomy places the organism in Eukaryota, Viridiplantae, Streptophyta, Magnoliopsida, Lamiales, Oleaceae.
AUGGUGCUCGCGCAAUUAGGAGGGAGUAUAUCGCGGGCUCUUCAGCAGAUGAGCAAUGCGACGAUCAUUGAUGAGAAGGUUCUGAACGACUGUCUCAAUGAGAUCACACGAGCGCUCCUUCAGUCCGAUGUACAGUUCAAACUUGUCCGCGAUAUGCAGACCAAUAUUAAGAAAAUCGUCAAUCUUGAUGACCUAGCUGCGGGCCACAAUAAGCGAAAAAUCAUCCAACAGGCUAUUUUUAACGAGCUUUGCAAGAUUUUGGAUCCCGGAAAGCCUUCAUUCACUCCCAAAAAAGGGAAAACGAGUGUUGUUAUGUUUGUCGGUUUGCAAGGAUCUGGGAAAACAACCACGUGUACAAAAUAUGCAUACUACCAUCAGAAGAAAGGCUGGAAACCAGCUCUGGUCUGUGCUGAUACAUUUAGAGCUGGUGCUUUUGACCAGUUGAAGCAAAAUGCCACUAAAGCUAAAAUUCCGUUUUAUGGAAGCUAUACAGAGUCAGAUCCUGUAAGAAUUGCAAUGGAAGGUGUUGAAAGAUUCAAGAAUGAAAAUUGUGAUCUCAUAAUUGUUGACACCAGUGGGCGCCACAAACAAGAAGCAGCUCUCUUUGAAGAGAUGCGCCAAGUUUCUGAAGCAACUAAACCAGAUCUUGUUAUAUUUGUUAUGGAUAGUAGUAUUGGUCAAGCUGCUUUUGAUCAAGCUCAAGCAUUCAAGCAGAGUGUGGCAGUUGGAGCCGUGAUUGUUACUAAAAUGGAUGGUCAUGCCAAGGGAGGUGGUGCUCUUAGUGCAGUUGCAGCAACAAAAAGUCCAGUCAUAUUUAUUGGCACAGGAGAACAUAUGGAUGAGUUCGAAGUGUUUGAUGUGAAACCAUUUGUUAGCCGUCUUUUAGGUAUGGGCGACUGGUCUGGAUUCAUGGACAAAAUUCAGGAAGUUGUUCCGAUGGACCAACAGCCUGAGCUUCUCCAAAAGCUUUCAGAAGGAAAUUUUACUUUGAGAAUUAUGUACGAGCAAUUUCAGAAUAUACUUAAAAUGGGUCCCAUGGGGCAGGUAUUCUCUAUGCUUCCAGGAUUUAGUUCUGAGUUAAUGCCAAAAGGCAGUGAAAAGGAAAGUCAAGCAAAGCUUAAAAGAUACAUGACAAUGAUGGAUUCAAUGACCAACGAAGAGUUGGAUAGUUCCAACCCAAAGCUCAUGAACGAAUCGCGAAUCAUGCGGAUAGCAAGAGGUUCGGGUCGACGGAUUAGGGAAGUAAUGGAAAUGAUGGAAGAGUACAAGCGGCUAGCCAAGAUUUGGAGCAAGAUGAAGGGACUUAAGAUUCCGAAGAAGGGAGAAAUGAGUGCCUUAUCGAGAAACAUGAAUGCACAACACAUGAGCAAAGUCCUUCCACCACAGAUGUUGAAACAGAUUGGAGGCAUGGGCGGUUUACAAAACUUGAUGAAGCAGAUGGGUUCUGCUAAGGAUAUGAUGGGUAUGUUUGGAGGUGGGGAUAAGUAG